Molecule: messenger RNA, 1089 nt
Organism: Penaeus indicus
Lineage: Eukaryota; Metazoa; Arthropoda; Malacostraca; Decapoda; Penaeidae
Product: endochitinase-like
Exons: 3
Coding region: 98-976 (292 amino acids)
Cellular component (GO): extracellular region
Molecular function (GO): chitin binding
Source: RefSeq, a predicted model, not a curated record
UCAACGCCCCGCCCCCUCCACCACUCCCGCGCCCAUCCUCACCACCACGCCCGAGCCGGUGCUUUCCUCACCGCCGUCCACACGCCCGCAUAAGAACAUGAAGCUCAGACCAGCCUACACACCCAUCCCCACGCCCGCCCCCUCCUACGGACGCGUGCCUGCCAGGGUGCCCGCGCGCCCCCUCUCGCGCCCUUCCACCACGACGCCCUACACGCCCGUGCGCAUCUCCACCACCACCGCCGCCGCUAUCACGACGUCACGACCCACCGCCCCCCCAUCCCGUGGCCCCGCCCGCAGACCCAAAUUCGAGCCAGCGAGAGUGGGCAGUAAGGGGCGCGCAAACCGCCCGUCGGUGACCGGGCGUCGCCCCACUUCUUUAGCCUCGUACCGCCCGCCCACGCCUACCACGGCUCCCACCACGACCACCCGCAGGCCUUACGACAGCCGCGUGCCUUCGGGCAGCGCGCCGCGCCGCCAGUACGUGCGGACGCACUCGGCGGCGAGACCCGACGAGGCGCCCGUGUACCGCACCUCCACCAAAGCGUACCGCGCACCCUCCUCGCUGUACCACGUACGCGCGCCCACCACAACCGUCACGGCGCCCGCGCAGCCGGACUUCAUACAGGCCGACCCCAACAUCUACGUCCCGCACGAGUACGACGAGGAGGCCAUCCCCGGCGAGGCGGGCAUCGACUUCCCCAACUACGACGAGGUCCCUGACACGUCCUUCACCUGCAACGCCCAGGAGCAUCCAGGACUAUACGCCGACACGGAAGCGCAGUGCCAGACGUUCCACAUCUGCCAAGAGGACGGGCGACAGGACUCGUUCUUAUGUCCCAACGGCACCAUCUUCAACCAACAGUACUUCGUGUGUGACUGGUGGUACAACUUCUCAUGCGAUCACGCCGCCAGGUUCUACUCACUUAAUGCCCUCAUCUACGAGCUGCCCGAGCCCGAGAAAUACGCCCGAAAAUAAUUUUGGCUUAUGCCCUCUCGGUUUAGCUUUUCCUCUUUUUUAUAUUUUGCCUGUAAAUUAUUACUUAUCGAUGCCAUGUUUUUAUACGCGAGGACUUGAGCUGUAAAAUAGUA